AUGUCUAACUUUGCUGGCUCAGCAAUUGCACAGGGGCCGUUUGUUGGCCGAAUCGAUUGUUGGUCAGAGUGGAGACCGACGAGGGAGGAGCCGCUCUGGUUACUUCUCUCAGGGGCUACUGAUCCACCAAAAGAAAUUGGAAUUUCUAAGAGAAGAACUCGGGAUGCUCAAGGAGAUAGAAAUGGCACAUUUAUAGCUGGUGUGACUCGUGAUUUAGUCAACAUGGAAGACGUAGUUGAAACAAAGCUGUUCAACACUGUUAAAGAUCUUUAUCUAACUAAGGAGGCGGCUCUCGGACAUAUCACAAGGCUCUUUGAAAAAUGCAAGCUCACGAAGGCCCAUCCUAUGCUGUACUAUACUGGCCAUGGUGAGAUUGGUACUGGAAACUGGUGCUUUUCGGAUGGGACAAUCAGUAUCCAAGAGAUUUUUGACAUGGUGCCUGGAGGUUGUUAUUUCCCAAUGAUCUUCAGUGAUGCCUGUUACAGUGGCCACUGGGCAAAUUUCUGUCUGGAGAAAGGUAUUUCUGGUUUCCACUGCCUAGCAGCAUGUCCGGAGUAUUCGACGGCUUUUGAUACCAAAAGUGUGUAUGUUUUACAUUGUUUAAUUAAUCUGAAAUCAAAACUAUUAUGUUUACAUUACAGCGGUGUAUAAUUAGAAGGAGGGUAUUGUGUAAAAGCUACGCACUACUAUAAGCGCUUCGUUAUUAUUUUUAAGAAAGCCGUGGAGCUUGCGAGGGCAUUAUCCAAUUUAGUGCAACUUCCCAUUGUUUUAGAACCAGCAGUUAAUUGGCUGCGGCCGCAUUAGCGGAAUUAAUUGACCCAGUUGUUUUUUAUUGAAUAAUUAACAAUUAUUCUUUGAAAUCGAGUUAAAUAUUCCCAACGCCACUAAUGAACGAGAUUGAAAAGAAUAAUUUUUUUUUUUUAGUAAAUACACACGAAGUGAUCUCGACAAAAUCAGAAAGGAUUCAAACAAUUAAAAAGUACGACGGAUCAAAUCAUGCGUGAAAAUUUUGCAUAAAAUGCAUGCCCGAAAGUUAGAUCUUUGCAGAAUAUUCAAACAUGGCAAUUCGCAAGUUUAUCACUUCGCAGACAACAGCGUAGUGGCUUAAAUGGAACCGUUAAAAGUUUGAACUGUUUUCUUACCCGAGAAGAAAAGUAGUGUUUUGCUAUUUUCUGUUAACGCGCCAGGUUUAAAGCUAUAAAAAGGGUUCGUUGCUUCUGGUUGUGCAAAUAUUAUGUUAUGUUAAUGUUAUUUUUUUUUUGUCAUAAAUAAACUUCGAUUUUCUGAAAACGCGCUGAGUUCACGAAACGGCCUUUUUGACUCGAAUAAACGCGAGAGUUCAAUAAACAUUCCAUCUAGUAAAAAAUUCAGCUAUAACAGUAAAUGAAAAACCUCAUUUUGAAUCCUUCGAAGUCUUUUCUUGCCUUAAAAAAAGUCAACCCUAGGAUUCUACGGACUUUUGAAAGAUCGUUUUCUCGAGACAAAAAUAGGAAAAGCGCCGAGCCGAGCUCACCCAUUAUCCACUCGCUCGAAGGUGAAUAUAUAUAUUAUAGUCCGAGAUAGCGAACCAAUCAGAUUGCUUAAAUCACCAAUAUCACUGAGUGUAUGUGGAUAUACUAACGAACGAUGUUGUUUUUUAACCCUAGUGAUAGUAGAAUAUAUGAAAAGAAAGCCCGAUAUAACGAAACCUCGUGAUAGCGAACAAAUUUUGCCAGUCAUCUUGGCCCUUUGUUAUACGACGUUCCACAGUAUAACGAGGUUUCGUUAUUUUGAGGUUUGACUCAGAGGUGAAGAAAAUCGUUCUUUAUACCGAUGACUUCGUUAAAUAGAGGAUCGUUAUAUCAGGGUUCCAUUCUACUGACAUUCUGCACUUUUCAAAUUGAUUCGUAGAUGAAGGAGGAGAUCUAACAUUGUACAUGACUGGAAACAAACUACGCCCAAGAACAGAGCCCAUAUAUAGUGGCGGAAAGAUACGUGACUUCCGUAUAACCAGUGGAUAUGGUACCGUUGAUUACACAGAUUUUAUCAGUAGCCAUAUUUUUAACAGUCAAAACAUUUUGAUUUCCCAGAGCAUGCAUGAUGGCUUCUUCUCUGGAAUUUUUGCAAUUUCAAAACUUUACAAUCCAAGACCUGUGACAAGUUGGGGAAUUAAAAGAAACUACGACGCGUUUCUUGAGUUCGUCAAUGAGGAAUGGAAAUGGGUUGAUGGUAAGUCAAAGGGGAUAUACUCCCUUGCCUGUGAUGAGAAGUUUGGUUUCGGGGUGUUCUUUAUGGAAGGCUAUGGCACGACACAAGUCAUUAUAGAAAGCACGGAUGAUAUAGAGAAACAAUGGGAUGACGGUCUUGAAAUAACUUCGUGUGCUGCCCUAGAUUCAACAUUUUACAUCAUCAUGACAGAAGACACUAAGGAAUACCAUGGAAAACAGCAGAUGUGGUUUACUCGUAGUACCUGGAGAGAAACAAGAGAUGAAAUACAGAAGGGAUACAAAGAAGGAAAAGCUAUUACUGGAAUAUGUUACUCAACUGGGCUAGAGCAGUAUUUAGUUGUUAUGACGAAGAUGCCACAAGGGCAGACCUACAGGUGGUUCGACACGACUGAAACAAUAGCCAUGAGUGAUGAGAAAUUUAAACAGGGAUUCCAUCCUACUAUCAUCUUCAAGGAUCCAACUGACAAUAAAACUUUAAGUGUGAUUACUAAGGAUGAAAAUAGAUCAGGUUAUGUACGUCGGGCUAACUUUAAAUUAAGGUAG
This is a messenger RNA of Porites lobata, 2750 nucleotides long. The record is from the annotation of a GenBank genome assembly. Lineage: Eukaryota; Metazoa; Cnidaria; Anthozoa; Scleractinia; Poritidae.